Messenger RNA from Biomphalaria glabrata, 2474 nucleotides. Its product is annotated as integrin beta-1-binding protein 1-like. The transcript has 6 exons. Gene Ontology annotation, cellular component: cytoskeleton; lamellipodium; ruffle. Gene Ontology annotation, biological process: negative regulation of substrate adhesion-dependent cell spreading; negative regulation of focal adhesion assembly. Lineage: Eukaryota; Metazoa; Mollusca; Gastropoda; Planorbidae. The record is from RefSeq and is a predicted model, not a curated record. The coding region runs from base 155 to 697 and encodes 180 amino acids. Gene Ontology annotation, molecular function: integrin binding.
UUCCUUAUUUGUAAACUAACCAACUAACCUAGAUCUAAAUUUACUUUCUUGAUCGAAUUAAUAUUUCGAUGUAUACAGAAUAGAUCUCUAUAUAGUUCUAGAUCUAAUUAUCUUUGGUGACGCAGUCCACUUAGAUCCAUACCAAGAUCUAAUUAUGUUUAAAAAAUUGCCCUUGCCUAAGUCGAAUCCAUAUCAUAAUGGCAGUAAAGAAUCAGUGGAUAGUCAAAUGAGUAAUUCAAGUAAUGAAAAUGACAAGGAAAGAGUUGAUAAGAUUCUUCAUCAAAGAGUACAUUUUAAGGUGUAUUACCUGGGUUUGGUGGAACAGAUCACUAUGACAAGCUCAAAGAAAAGAGACACUGAAUCUCAGUUGGUUGAUAUUAUUGAAGAAAAUCAGAUUGAAGGUAGACUUCAAGUCGCCGCAUCAGAAGAGAAUAAAGUUGUCAUGUUUGUCUCACGGCAUGGUAUUAAAGUCGUAGAUCCGAGUGGACAGGAAGUACUUCAGCGUCACCCCCUGCACACCAUAGCACAGCUGAUACAAUACAGUGACGGCUUUAAGAACCAAAACAUUGCUGUAAAAAUUGGCCAGGUCGGGAAACACACGUGUAAAUGUUACAUCUUCCAAUGUCAUUCUGAGGAUCAAGCUCAAGCCAUCUGCAACUGUGUCAGAAGAAUUUUUGAUGCCAUCACAACCAAAUAGCGAAUGGCUGGAAGCAUCGAUCUCAGAAAAAUAUUGUAGUGCACCUAAUUGAAAUACAGAGGGACCAAACAGAAUGUAACUCAAUGUCUGAGGAAAAAAUUAUUUAUAGUCCUGCCUAGAAAUAUUGUUUGCUAGGCCAAAACAGAAUGGGUACUGCAACAUGUCCCAGUGUAAAGGUUCUAUGACAAGAGAUAUUUUGGCUGUGCUAAUUAUGUUGAUUUAUCUUUACCGCAAUUUUCACCAUGUUGUGUCAAGUAGUGAAAUCAUAAUAACUUAUUGAUUGUAAAUAGCUUCCUGUUUAAUUUUCUAUUUUUUAAAUUGGUAGUGACUGUUUUUUUUUGUCAAUAUUGUUAUUUCUCCUGUAGUGCCUUAUUCUCAGGAGUGACAAAUAGAAUCCACACCAUCAGGUCAUGUAAGGAUGUGUCACAUCUCUUUUAAGCAAAUAUUACACUAAUGGUAAGAUGGAAGCAUGUUGGCUGAGUGGUAAAGGGCUUGACUUCCAAACUGAAGGAUCCAGGGAUCAAAUCCAGAUGACUGGUAUUUUUAAUUUUGGGAUCUUUAGGGUGCCUCUGAGUCCAACCAGCUCUAAUGUUAGUUGGGGAAGAUGGUUGGUGGUUGUGUUGAUCACAUGACACCUUUGUUAAACAAGUGACCUUUACAUCAUUUGCCCUAUAGAUGUAAGGUCUGAAAAGGGAAAUUUUUUUACUUUAAUGAUAAGAUUUUGUAUAAUCAUUACCAUAUGUCUUGUGUUCAGAAUCUCAUCAAAAAACAGAUCAAAGGAAUACAAAGGGGUUAGCUGUUUAGACCUUUUAGGCAUGUUUUAGGAAAAAAUUGUUCAUGCAGUGAAAGAACUUGUUUUGCUUGAUUUAAGUAACUACUAUUGUUUGUUAAACAUUUAAUUUUAUUUCAAAAUUAUUGUACACAUCCUAAAGCAGUAUAUUAUUUACUUCAGAAGAAUUGUUUCAUAGAAAUUAAAAGUUUGGAAGGUUAAUGGGACAAAUAUUCAGAUUUGAAAACUUAAAAUCAGAACUGCUUUAUUUUUAAUGCAUAUAUUUGGUCUCAAUGUGAUAUCACUAAUGUUUAAUAUUUAUUCCAUUGUACAUAUUUAUUAUUGAUAGUAUUUCUAUACAAUUCAUUUAUUGUGUAAAUAUGAAAUAAUUCUUAAAUAAAAUGUUUAUAAAAAAAAAGCAUCUGAUUUAGAGUUUAAAAAAUAUACAAAAGUUUAUUUUUGACAAGGAUUUUUUUUACAGUACAAUAUUGCAUUUCGACAAACAAGUUACAUAGAUUUGUGUAUAAAUUACAUAAAUGGCUUGUAGUGUAACAUUCAUAGAUUGCAAAUAUGGCAUUUUAAAAAUAAAUGAUGUAUUAAAAAUUAUAUCACAAUCAUGAUGCUGGCCUUUAAAGCCCUGAAUAUUCUGUAUAAUAGGAAUAAAUAAUAUAAGAAUAAAUAAUAUUGCUGUACAAAAUUUGAAAAAGGAAUAGCUUUAAAAAUAUUUUUUUUUAACAAUUACUAAAACAUAUAUUGAAGCUUACAUUACAAAAAGUACCAUAUGAAAAUAUUGAUUGCCACAACAAUAAUCUAGCAUAAUAGCUUUUAUCUCACCAAUGUUUUCAAAAUCAGAUUCUACUUUCAGAUGAAAAAUACUUUUAAAUCUCUAUUUUCUUGAAUUUCUUCCAAAAAUUGCAGAAAUAUGUUGGGAUUAAUUUGGGCUAAUGUAGUGUUUGACAUAGUUGAUGACAAAAUUGGUUCUUUUUCCUUUAUUGGAUUUUUUUCUAA